AAAGCUUGUGCAGCACUGGUCACAUUUCGCGCAUUUAAUACCAAUGUCUUUACAAGUUGUAUUUGUUUACAAUAAUAAGACGUAAUGGGCGACGAUCUCGAUAUUUAUAAUGAUUUGGACGACUUCCAGGAAUCUGAAGAGCAGAAAUCCAAAGUGCUGCAGGCCUGGGAAACAAAAUUUGCUGAUGCACAGGUGGAAAUUAACAAUUAUCUGGCGUUAAUCAAAGCGCUUGAAAAGAAAAUCAAAACCAUGGAAGUUAAUUUUCAAAACCUGCUCGACACGGCAAAGGCUGAAAUCAAGCGCAAGGAUACAUUAAUAACACAGCUGCGCAAGGAGAAGGAUGAUAUUUGCUUUAGACGGAAAAGACCCAACAACUUUGCGCAAGUGUCCAAUCCAUCUGUCUCCAAUCCAUCUGUAUCCAAUUCAUCCGUGUCCAAUCCAUCCGUGACUAAUCCAUUCAAACAAACUCAGCGACAAGAACCUAAACGGUUUAAACUGGAGGAGACUGUGGGAGCCUCUGAUGUGGUAUACAGUAGCAACAAGUGGGAUAAGGAGCUUCAAGAUGAUAAGAAAAAGACACAGGAAACUGUACAGGAGAAAAAAACUGACCACAAACGUGGCGAGCAGUUUAACUCUGAAGCCAAAUCUUCGCAACGGAAUAAAGAAAUAAAAGAUAAUAAACAAAAGUCACAGAAUAUUGUAUACGAGAAGAAACCAGACCAUAAACAUGACAAGAAGUUCAGCUCUGACGCAAAAUCUUCGCUGCGGGAUAAUGAAUUAAAAGAUAAUAAACAAAAGUCACAGGAAAUUGUACACGAGAAGAGUGCAGACCACAAACGUGGAAAGCAGUUGAGCUCAUCAUCAUUUGACACCAAACGAGUGCACGACAGAGAUCGCGAUCGAGAUCGUGAUCGAAGCAGACGUCGCAGUCGGAGUCGGAGUAGAAGUCGCACUCGUGAGCGAUGUCGCAGCCGGAAUAUGGAGGAAAACAGGCAUGCAAAAACAAGGGAAUUCCAAAGAAGUCGUCGCAGUCGUUCACGUUCUGCCUCCCGUUCCCGCUCUAGCCAUAGAAACAACAACAAGACUGGUUUCAGUCAUCGCAACAGUUCUCGGGAACAUGAGUCAAAAUCAUCGACAAACGAAAAGCGCAAUAAACAAAAGACUAUGGAGUCACUUUUCGGUAAGACACCAAAGCAGAAUAGUCCAAUCAUGGAGAUAGACACAGAACAAAAAGCUAAAGUAAUGGAAAAGAUGUUGGCCAAUGCGGAACCUUUUACACCCAUAGAGCUGUACACUCCGCAAAGCCAAAUCACAGCUGGAAACAAGGCAACCAGCGACAAACAAGCAACAAGCAAACAACAAACAGAGGAAGAAGUUAAUAAUUAUUUUGUGAGCAAUGUGAAAGAUAUUAAAUUAGAAGACGCUCCCAACGAUAUCGAAGAGAUUGACGCAAAGAAACCAGCUACUAAAAGUGAAGAUCAAUCCACAGAUGCAGCUGAGCAGAUUCCUGGUCUGGGUUUAAUAAAUGAAGAAUAUCUAGAUGGGUCUGAAUCAAAAGAAAAGUUGGAAGACGCUGAAAUUAAAGCAACUGAGCCAGGUUUUGACAAUGAUGGUAAAACCUCACGACAAGAGAAUGAACGAACGCCAAGCGAAUCAAUUAAACCAGCUAAUGAGAACGAAGAAGAAACCAAAGAAACAGUUGAACAUAUUCCUGGUCUAGAUUUAAUAAAUAACUCACAGCAAUCUGAGGUUAAAUCAAUUGAUCAAAUAGAAUUUUCUGAGUACGCUAAAUAUAAGGCAACUCACAAUGAAGAUCAAACCACAAUAGCAAUUGAAAAGAUUCCAGGCCUGGAUUUAAUUACUGAUGAUUAUCAAGAUGGGACUGAAUCGAAAGAUAAUGAUAUUCUUGAGAUGAAGACAACUAUAAAUAAAGACGAAGCCACAAAAGUAAAUGAAAAGAUUCUUGACCAAAAUUUUAUAAUUGAGAAAAAACAAGCAGUGGUAGAAUCAUUUGAAAAAUUAGAAAACAUCCCCAAUGAUAUCGCUGAGAUUAAGGCAACUAAACCAGCUGCUGAGAGUGAAGGUGAAAGCACACGACAUCCGCUUGAACAAACGCCAGCGACUGAUAUCAAAGUAAUUGAACAGAUUCCUGGUCUGGAUUUAAUAACUUGCGUUUCCAAUCAUAUCCCCGAAAAUGAGCCAACUAAACCAGUGACUGAAACUGAAGAUGAAUCUACAAGGACAAUUAAACAGAUUCCUGGUCUGGACAUAAUAAUUGAUGAACUACAUAACGUUCUCAAUGAUAUUGCUGAGAUUAAGGAAACUGAAAAUGAAGAUCUAACUACUGAAGCAAAUGAACAAAACCGUGGACUAGAAAUAAAAACUAACAAGUAUCAAGCUGGAGAUAUUUUAAUUGCUCAACUAGAACGUGUUUCCAAUGAUACUCUUGAGAUUAAGACAACUGCAAAUAUAGAAAAUACCAAAAAAACAGUUAAAAUAAUUCCAGGGCAGAAUUUAUUAACUAAGGAAGAUCUAGCUGAGUCUAAAUCAAUUGAAGAUUUACAAGACGCUUCCAAUGAUUUCGCUGAAAUUAAGGCAACUAAACCAACUACUGAGAAUGAAGAUCAAACCUUACGACAAACUGCAACUGAAGAAGAAUCGAAAGUAAUUGAUAAUAAAAAAAUGGAUGAACAGUUAACCGGAACUGAAAAUAAACAGACAAAACCCAGCUGUAAUGAAAUCGAAUCCAAUGAUGAAAAGGUUUCAAGGAAUAAAACAAAAAAAUCACCGAUUAUAGAAGCAAAGCUUAAAAAUGUAAUUCAAGUUAUAAAAGAAACUGAGGAAAUUGAUAAAGUAAAUCUACAAUCGAAGGAAGAGUCCAAUAACAGCGAUAAACAAUCAAUAUCCUGCUUAAAACUAAUUGAAUCAGAAGCUGAAAACGUUAUGAGAAGAGCAAAUGACACUUUAGUGGUUAUAGAAGCACCUUCAGAUGAUAAUAAUGCUACGCCCGAGUGUCAGGUCCUUCCCCCUAACGGUGUUCAAAUUAUUGAAGACAUUCGCCUUCCUGUUAUGAUGGAUAUAGAGCAUAUUGCUUUAAGCGUAGACUGGCAAAGUGACAAAGAUGAGGAUGAUGGUUUAGAAAGCGAAAGAGACAAAGAAGUUUAUUUAAUUGCUGCUGAGAAAGCCGAAGAAAACAGUGAUGAAGACCAAUUGAAACCGAUGGAAUCUGAUAAGGAGAUAGAAAUAUCACCAGAAAAUCCGACUGCAGAUUCCGAAGAUGUGCAGGCAAUAGCAAUCAAUGAAAGCGAACUCGAGUCGAAUGUUGAGGUCGAUACAACAUUGUUACCAAAACCAUCGAUUGUGACUAAUAUUGUAAUGUAUGCCCAGCCCGAUUCAACAAAGAUCGAUCACAACGAAGACGAUCCUGUAGUUGAGGCAGUUGAGAGUCUGUUAAUACCAGACGAUAUAAUGGCAAAGUCACUGGACUUAGGUUUGAGUUUUGAAAUGGAUAAUAUUGAGCUGACACUGGAGCAGCUACAUCAGCAAUCUCACGAUGAUGAGCAGCCUGAUGAAGCCACCGUUACGUCCACGUCUAUGAAGGCUCCCAAACAGGAUCUCAUCGCAAUUCUAACGCAAUCUCCAGUGCAGCAGCCACCUGCUAAUGUAAGUCCAUAUCCCACUAAAUUGAAGACCAAAGCUAAGAAAACAGGUGCACGCUCAGCCAGCGAAAGAACAACGCCUAUAAAAAAUAAGGAGUGCAGCUUAACACCAGAAAAUGCCGAGAAGACACCACUGAAAAAGCGCAAACUUAAUUUAGACGAUGAAACAGAGAGUCAAGUGGUGCCCCAGACGCCACCUGAUUCGGUAAAGACAACUACUCCGUCACCACAACAUGUCACCAUUGAUGAGACGCUCAAUGCCAGCGACAUAGACAAUAACCACAGUGUCAAAAGCAACUCAUCCAUUAUAACCAAGCGCUGCUCCCUCGGCCAAAGUGACUAUCAAUUCGAGCGGAUUAAUGACGAGGUUGUGCUACGUGUUACACGUCGUGGACGACGCCGACGGGCAGCUCCAUCAGCUGCAGAUAACAACAUAUAAUAAAUAAAAACAUGUAUUUUUAAAGUUGUCAGAUAUACAGCAAUGGAUUUGCUGCUGCAUAUAAAAUAUUAGAUUUAUCUUAGUUUAAAGAAAAUGUGAUUGGAAUUGUAUAUCAAUUAAACUUUUAAUUUAUUUAA
Messenger RNA from Drosophila innubila, 4235 nucleotides. RefSeq names its product rho-associated protein kinase 2 (gene FLASH). Lineage: Eukaryota; Metazoa; Arthropoda; Insecta; Diptera; Drosophilidae. The transcript is spliced from 5 exons. Bases 85 to 4098 code for a protein of 1337 amino acids. The record is from RefSeq and is a predicted model, not a curated record.